GCCUUAGAACUCACACAGGUACUACUAUUUCACUCGCUCUACUACUAACCCAACCCAGCAAGCAAAGCACAAGAACACCCCAUUUGCUUAUCAGCUAUGGCUUCCAAUUUGCAGAAGGAAUCCACUUCUUCCGAUGAGAGCAAAAGUUCUAAACCGGAAACAUUGACCACCGAGGACAAAACUUUGAAGCCAGAAGCUUCUGCUGGGGGGUCACAACCAGCACAGUCUGGAGCUUAUCCUGCCACUAUGCCAGGACCUGGGUUUGUCCCACCCAAUCCAUUUGAUUUCUCAGCUAUGAGUGGCCUUCUUAAUGAUCCAAGCAUCAAGGAACUAGCUGAGCAGAUAGCAAAAGAUCCUUCAUUUACCCAAAUGGCAGAACAGCUCACUAAGACGUUUCAAGGGGCAGCGACUGAAGAUAGCGUGCCGCAGUUUGAUCCACAGCAGUACUAUUCAACCAUGCAACAAGUUAUGCAUAAUCCCCAGUUUAUGAACAUGGCUGAGCGCCUUGGUAAUGCAUUAAUGCAGGAUCCAGCUAUGUCUAGCAUGCUUGACGGUUUGACUAAUCCUCAACACAAAGACCAGAUUGAGGAAAGGAUGGCACGUAUGAAAGAAGAUCCAUCGUUGAAACCUAUUCUAGAUGAAAUUGAGACUGGUGGUCCUGCAGCAAUGAUGAAGUACUGGAAUGAUAAAGAUGUUCUGAAGAAGUUGGGUGAAGCAAUGGGUCUAGCUGUUUCAGGAGAUGCAGCCACUUCUGCCAGUUACUCUGCAGCAGAUGAAGGUGACGAAGUAGCGAAUGAGGAUGAAUCGAUCGUACAUAACUGUGCUAGUGUCGGUGAUGUUGAGGGUCUUAAAGCUGCUCUAGCCUCUGGUGCUGACAAGGAUGAAGAAGGUUCAGAGGGAAGGACAGCAUUGCAUUUUGCAUGUGGAUAUGGUGAGGUGAAAUGUGCUCAAGUCCUUAUUGAAGCUGGAGCAAAAGUUGAUGCUUUGGACAAAAAUAAGAAUACCGCGCUUCAUUACGCAGCUGGUUACGGAAGGAAAGACUGUGUGGCCCUUCUACUGGAGAACGGCGCUGCCGUCACACUCCAAAACAUGGACGGGAAGACGGUCAUCGACGUUGCGAAGCUGAACAAUCAGCACGAGGUGCUUAAGUUGCUUGAGAAGGAUGCGUUCCUGUGAGCCGGGGUGCUGCCAAACAGAAAGUGUAUGUGCAUGAGGUAGGGGCAUUUUCAAUGUGCUAUUAGAGAAAAACCAAAACAAAUUUGCUUUCAAUUUUAUGUGGUGGUGGCACAGCUCAACCUGUUGUCUAUGCUGUCUGGUUGCUACAUAUAGCACAUUUUCUUUUAAAGUUUGUGUUUAUUAAUUAUUUUUCUGCUAUGUGGUGGAAUGUGUUCAUGUGGACCGUCCAUGAUUCCCACUAGUUCAUUGAAUCAACAUUUUACA
Hibiscus syriacus is the source of this 1440-nucleotide messenger RNA. RefSeq names its product ankyrin repeat domain-containing protein 2A-like. NCBI's taxonomy places the organism in Eukaryota, Viridiplantae, Streptophyta, Magnoliopsida, Malvales, Malvaceae. The transcript has 9 exons. Gene Ontology annotation, molecular function: protein binding; chloroplast targeting sequence receptor activity. The record is from RefSeq and is a predicted model, not a curated record. Gene Ontology annotation, biological process: protein targeting to chloroplast. Gene Ontology annotation, cellular component: chloroplast outer membrane. The coding region runs from base 97 to 1176 and encodes 359 amino acids.